AUGAAACUACAGUCCUUUGUUGUCACAAUAGCACUUCUUCUUCAACUUUCCAUGGUAGGUGGACAGACAUUGUGUAACAGAUCCUUGGUGUCUGAAUGGAAAACCCAGCCAACAGUACAUACAGUGAAAUGGUCACUGAGCCAAGACAUCUGCUCCAGCUUCUUCACAGAAUGUUGGAAUAUUGAUCCGUACCACGGAAGCAGCACUGCAGGCAACGUGCCUCUGAGAUUAUCCCAGAUUUGUCCUCUGCAACUUCAGCUGGGGGAUCUGCUCUUUGUUUCACCGGAGCCAUCUUUUCAGUCUUAUGGCAUGAACCUGGCAAAUGUUUCCUUGGAAGGAUUUAUCCGAUGCCCUCAACCAAGAGAUGUCCAUCGGCAUCAGCUUCUAUUUGACCAUGGGUUAAGUGGGAUGCGUCAAAUUGCUCCCAAGUGGCUUGGCGUUGGAACACAUUACUUUGCAGAGGUCCCAAUACGAGGACCGCUUUUAUGCCAUUUUGGACUUCGAUUGAAUGUGACAGUGAAGUCACAGGCUUGUCAGAAGUUUUCAAACUCAACGUUUUGCUCAGGUCAUGGCAAAUGUUUAAGUCGUAUCUGGGAUGGAGCCUACCAUUGCCACUGCAGUCAUCCCUAUUCUGGACAGUUCUGCCAAGAAAUUGAUAAGUGUUCCAGUAAACCUUGCCACAACAGUGGCAGCUGCAUUAGCAGAAAGAGCCAAAGAGAAGAUGUUGAAGAUUCUUAUGAAUGCAUCUGCCCUGCCUCAUUUACAGAAUAUGAAAUAUUUUCUGGUGCUCAGAGGUUAGCAGAAGAAUUGGCAGUAGAGAGUAUAAAAAUCAUUGAAGUGGAAGCUGCAAUUGGGGCCCUUUACCUCUUCAACCCCGUUGCAAGGAACUGGACAAAAGCCAAAGAAUUUUGUGAGACUGAAAAAUCCACCUUGGUUUGUAUUGAAAGUACUUUGGAAGAAAUGUUUGUAACGAGAGAAAUUGCAAAGCAUCCUAAGGACUUUUGGAUGGGACAUAAUUACUACAACGACAAAUGGGAAUGCAAUGGCAUAGAAACAAAAAUUGCCUACUGGUCGGUGGCAACUGUAACCAAUUACUUUAAAGACAGAUGUACCAUUCUGUUAUCCCGCUGUUUGACCACACCAAACUGCUGGACUAAUGUUGAUUGCUCGCUAGAUUACUUCACCAUUUGUGAGAGGAAGCCAGAUAACAAAUGGCACGUAGAAAACGCAGCCCCUGUCAGCAAGCUGUAA
Messenger RNA from Thamnophis sirtalis, 1251 nucleotides. The record is from RefSeq and is a predicted model, not a curated record. Lineage: Eukaryota; Metazoa; Chordata; Lepidosauria; Squamata; Natricidae.